AUGAAGCUGCUGUGCUCCCGUCCCAGCCAGCCAGGUCCCAGGCGUUGGAUAAAAUCGUUUUGGCCUCGUACUGCCUGCUCCUCUUUUCCCCAUGCACACCAAGUUCCGUCGACCACUUCUGCCUCAAAACCACCUCUAUCCAGCAACCUGUAUAAAUCUCUGACUCUGUCCCAGAUUUUCCCGCUGGCUGCUUCCGCACGGCCAAAAGCGUACUCUCGUUUUCUCGCCUUCUGCGCCAGCCCGGUGCUGACGACUCGGCGCUAG
Molecule: messenger RNA, 264 nt
Organism: Akanthomyces muscarius
Lineage: Eukaryota; Fungi; Ascomycota; Sordariomycetes; Hypocreales; Cordycipitaceae
Exons: 2
Coding region: 1-264 (87 amino acids)
Source: RefSeq, a predicted model, not a curated record